GGUCCUUACCCACGUGAGUCAGAGGCAACACGUUGGUGGCGCACAGAAGAAGCCAGCGUUUUGUGUUGUUGCCUGUAGCACACUGUUCAGCAGACGUUUCUCCGCGUUGUUCUUCUCUACGAACAUGGGGAGAAGGAGCAGACAGAGGCAGAGGAACCCCAACCCCAACCCUGGCAGGGAAAACGCGGGAUGGGGAGCUGGCUACGCUGACAUUGUGAAAGAGAACAAGCUGUUCGAACAGUACUAUAAGGAACAAGGGCUGGUCCCUGAAGGAGAGUUUGAGCAGUUCAUGGAGGCCAUGAGGGAACCGCUGCCAGCCACCAUACGGAUCACUGGGUAUAAGAGUCAUGCUAAGGAGAUCCUUCACUGUUUGAAGGAUAAAUACUUCAAGGAUCUCCAGGAGCUGGACAUUGAUGGCCAGAAGAUUGAAGCUCCUCGGCCUCUCAGCUGGUAUCCUGAUGAGCUAGCCUGGCACACCAACAUGAGCAGGAAGAUCAUCAGGAAGUCUCCUCUGCUGGAGAAGUUUCAUCAGUUUCUUGUUAGCGAGACAGAGUCUGGAAACAUCAGUCGUCAGGAGGCGGUCAGCAUGAUCCCCCCUCUGCUCCUGAAGAUCCAGCCCCAUCACAAGAUUCUGGACAUGUGUGCAGCUCCGGGCUCAAAGACGGCCCAGCUGAUUGAGAUGCUUCACGCUGACAUGGAUGUACCAUUUCCAGAGGGCUUUGUAAUCGCCAAUGACGUGGACAACAAGCGCUGCUACCUGCUGGUGCACCAGGCCAAGCGCCUGAACAGCCCCUGCAUCAUGGUGGUCAACCACGAUGCCUCCUGCAUCCCUGCUCUUCAGGUUGACUCAGACUCCAAGAAGGACGUCCUCCUCUACGACCGUGUCCUGUGUGACGUCCCCUGCAGUGGUGAUGGGACCAUGAGGAAGAACAUAGAUGUGUGGAAGAAAUGGACAACCAGCAACAGCCUGCACCUGCAUGGGCUCCAGCUGCGGAUCGCUGUGCGAGGUGUGGAGCAACUGGCAGUUGGAGGCCGGAUGGUGUACUCUACAUGCUCUCUGAACCCCAUUGAGGAUGAAGCCGUCAUUGCUGCUCUGCUGGAGAAAAGUGAAGGUGCGUUGGAGCUGGACGAUGCCUCUGCAGACCUGCCAGGACUGAAGUACAUGCCGGGAGUCGCUUCUUGGAAGCUCAUGACCAAGGAGGGUCAGUGGUAUAGCGACUGGUCCGAGGUUCCCAAAAGUCGUCACACACAGAUCCGGCCCAGCAUGUUUCCCCCCAAAGGUCCAGAGAAAGUGGCCAGCAUGCACCUGGAGAGAUGUAUGAGGAUUCUUCCACAUCAUCAGAACACUGGAGGUUUCUUCGUGGCGGUUCUGGUGAAGAAAGCUCCGAUGCCCUGGAACAAAAGACACCCCAAGCUCAGGAAAGACUUCUCAUCCAGCUCAGCAGCCAUGACUGGGGGUUCUCCAGUCACUCCCUCCCCAGAAGACACUCCCCAACUCCUUUCAGAGGAGGCAGACGGAGGCGUCCCAGUGGAGACAGUAGAUGGGGCAGCACAGCAGGAGGCGCUUCAUGGUGCACCGAAGGAGGCUGGUGCUGGGGGAGACGGGGCGUGUGGACCCCCACCCUCUAAAAAGCUGAAACUGUUUGGUUAUAAAGAAGACCCCUUUGUGUUCCUGACUGAAGAUGACCCUGUCUUCAGCGCCAUCCAAUCUUUUUAUGAUCUGUCUCCUGACUUUCCAAAGCUCAAUGUUCUGACAAGGACCCACGAGGGCAAGAAGAGACACCUGUACAUGGUGUCUAAGGAGCUCCGCAACGUUCUGCUCAACAACAGUGAGCGCAUAAAGGUCAUCAACACUGGAGUGAAGGUGUGGUCUCGUAACAGCGAUGGGGAGGAGUUUGGCUGCGCCUUCAGACUGGCUCAGGAGGGCAUCUACACUCUUCAACCGUACGUUUGCUCCAGGAUCAUCCGAGUCGUGAUGAAUGACAUCAAAGUGCUCCUGACCCAGGAAAACCCCUUCCUCAGCAAACUGGAGGAGGAUGCUCAUGCUCAGGCCAAGCAGAUGGGAAUGGGAAGCGUAGUCCUGAAGUUCAUCCCAAACUCAGAUAACCCCACAGAGCCUCAGUGUCCCAUCCAGCUGUGCGGCUGGAGGGGAAAGACGUCGAUCCGAGCCUUUGUCCCUCGCAAUGAGCGGCUUCACUACCUCCGGAUGUUAGGAGUGGAGGUCUUCAGGGACAAGCAAGGCCUGGGGCAGAAAAAGGAGGAAGGGGGACCGCAAGAAUGGAAGGGAGUAGAGGGGGAGAAGGAGAAAGAGGAUGAUGAUGCAGCAGAGGUGGAAAAAGAGGUGGAGCCAGGGGACGGCAGUGAAGACGGAUCUUCAGGAGCAAAGAAUGGUAGCAGUUCAAGGAGGAACGUCAGCUAAGGAAGGUUGGAGUCCAAGACCUCAUCCUCUGCUGGAGCUUUUAGUUUUUUAUUAUUUUUACUCACCUUUUUAUUUUCUACUUCCUGUUUUAAGUUGAAGCUUUUUUCAUCCAUUGAUGACUGAACAAAUUCCCAGUAAUUGUCUGAUUUUCACAGCGAUACUGAAAGGGUAAAAAGAUUUAUGUUGAAUCUGUUCAGUUUUCCAACCUGAAAAGUGAGGAAGCUCAAUAAGUAUGUCUUGUUUAUUAUGGGAUGUCACAUCUGAUGGCAUUUCAGCUGCAGUUACCUGAUAAAAAUGUUCUAGAUAAGAUGUGUUGUGAUUACAUUUAGGCUCCACUGGACUGCACAUUUAUACAAGCAGAUGGUGAUUCUUAAGUGUGGACAUUUGAUAUCUAAAUGUUUUUAUUUUCUGUUAAAUGAAAAUAAUAGUAAUGCAGAUCUUAGAAGAUCUGUUUGAUGCUUAUUGGCUUCAGAAAAGCCUGGCAGUAUCUAUGCAUUUGUAAUAUUUGAUGAAACUCCAUGAAUAUGGUCAUUUCUUUUUCUAAAUCCUAGCAAAGUUCUCUAAUUGGACUAAUCUGGACAUGUUAACAGUUUUAGACACGGAACAGUUUUCAGAAGACUCACCUCAACAAUGGAUAUUUCCUUUGAUUCAUGCUGAAUCAAAAAAACUUUCAGGUUAUUCAAAACAAAACUAUAAAUGAUUGGUGUUAAAAUAGAAUCAUUGGUAAUGAAACGGCAGAUGGAGGUGCUGUUUUGAUGCCACGUGUCUUUAGACUUUAAUAAAAGAUAAAACUAGACGUGUGGCUUCCUGCAGAAGUCGCCUCAGUUGUAGGUGUAGCUGAACAGGCGGUGGAAGCUUUUGUUGAGCUACUAGCCUAGAAAAAUCCUGUUCAAAUAAAAUAGUUUGAACCUC
Molecule: messenger RNA, 3331 nt
Organism: Oryzias latipes (Japanese medaka)
Lineage: Eukaryota; Metazoa; Chordata; Actinopteri; Beloniformes; Adrianichthyidae
Gene: nsun2
Product: NOP2/Sun RNA methyltransferase 2
Biological process (GO): tRNA methylation
Cellular component (GO): nucleus; cytoplasm
Molecular function (GO): tRNA binding; tRNA (cytidine-N5)-methyltransferase activity
Source: RefSeq, a predicted model, not a curated record